Messenger RNA from Folsomia candida, 1253 nucleotides. It is a transcript of the gene CycH, whose product is annotated as cyclin-H. Lineage: Eukaryota; Metazoa; Arthropoda; Collembola; Entomobryomorpha; Isotomidae. Gene Ontology annotation, biological process: DNA-templated transcription; regulation of transcription by RNA polymerase II; regulation of cyclin-dependent protein serine/threonine kinase activity. The transcript has 7 exons. The record is from RefSeq and is a predicted model, not a curated record. Bases 154 to 1113 code for a protein of 319 amino acids. Gene Ontology annotation, molecular function: cyclin-dependent protein serine/threonine kinase regulator activity. Gene Ontology annotation, cellular component: transcription factor TFIIK complex; nucleus.
CAACGUGGGAAUAGUCAGUCAAUCGGUUCUGGACGAACUUUCUCCAAAGUUACUCUGGCUGGAUUAUUUCGAACACAAAUGUUUAAUUAGAUCUAUUUAAAGACUCAAGAAAAUUUCUGAUAAAAAGCAAAGCCGCUCCGAUAAAACAGAAACAUGUUCACAACUAGUACGCAAAAGCAUUUUUGGAUUUUCGCCGAUGAUGAAGCCCUUAAAAACAUCCGCGAAGAAACCAACAGGAAGUUUGUCGAUAAACAUUCGAACGACUUAUCCGAUAUUAAGGAAGCUCAAGAUCAUUUUUUAACCGUUGAUGAGGAAAAAACCCUUUUGUCAAUGUAUGAGUUCCAGUUGAAAGAUUUUUGUUUCAAGUUCCAGCCUCCAAUGAACAAAACAGUGAUAAGCACAGCGUUUCAUUAUUUUAAACGGUUCUAUCUUUACAACUCUGUGAUGAAUUACCACCCAAAGGAAAUUAUGGUGACUUGUAUAUAUCUGGCUUGUAAAAUUGAAGAAUUCAACCUUACACUCAAUAGAUUCGUUGCCAAUAUUCGCGGAGACAGAGAAAAGGCAACGGAUAUCAUUUUGAACAAUGAAUUAUUGCUCAUGUCUGCAAUGAAAUUUCACUUAACAAUUCACAACCCUUACAGACCGGUUGAGGGAUUAUUAAUCGAUCUAAAGACUAGAUAUCCACAUUUCGAUGCUGAAAUUCUCCGUCCGCAUGUCGAAGACUUUUUGGAUAAGGUUUUACUCACAGAUAUUCCUCUACAGUAUGCACCUUCUCAAAUUGCAUUAGCAAGUGUUUUGGAAGCUGGAAGAAAAUGUAAAGAAAAAGUUGACCCUUAUGUAACUGAGACAUUGGUGACGGAUCAGUCAUUGUUGCUCCCUGUAGUCGAAGCUGUUCGAACCAUCAGAAAGACGGUACGGAUGACAAGUAUUGACUCACCGAACCGAGAAUUACGAAUCGAGCUGGAUAAAAAAUUAGAAAAAUGUAGAAAUCAAGAAAAUAAUCCGGACAGUGCUAUAUACAAAUCCCGGUUAAAACGCUUGGAGGAGAACAUGGAUGAUGACGAAGCAUCGAGAGACUCAAAUUUUGAUCACUUCGAUGACUCUUUUAAUUAACUUUUCAAUUUGUCUCUUACAAAUAGAAUUAGUUCGGCAUAAUAAUAUCUUUUGUAUAUCAGUGUCAAGAUGAGGUUAAUGUAAUUGUUUGUACUUUCAUAGAUCAAUCAUAUUGUAAUAAACUAGGAUUUAUCAAACUA